This is a messenger RNA of Anthostomella pinea, 414 nucleotides long. Lineage: Eukaryota; Fungi; Ascomycota; Sordariomycetes; Xylariales; Xylariaceae. The record is from the annotation of a GenBank genome assembly.
AUGGCCGACGCAGAACUAGAACAGAUUCGCAAAGCUCGUCUUGAGCAGCUCAAGGCGCAAGGCAGUGGGGCAGGCGCCCAAGGAGGCCAAGGAGGAGCUGGUGGACAGGGCCAGGCCGAGCAGAAGCAGCAGCAAGAAGCCGAAGCCCGCCAAUCCAUCCUCAACCAGAUCCUGCACCCCGAGGCCGCCGACCGCCUGGGCCGCAUCCGGCUCGUGAAGGAGCAGCGCGCGACCGACGUCGAGAACCGGCUGAUCAUGCUGGCGCGGACGGGCCAGCUGCGGCAGAAGGUGACCGAGGCGCAGCUCAAGGAGCUCCUGAACGCCGUGGCCGACACCAAGGAGGAGGAGAAGAUCGUGGUCAACCGGCGCAAGGUGUGGGAUGACGACGAUGAUGACGAUUUACUGGACUUAUAG